UCAACAGCAGGAGACACAAACACAGACAUCAGAGCGACUUUACCAGCAGCAACGGUCAUGAGUUCAGCUCUGUAUCUGGUCCUGCUUUUCUCAGCUCUGUGGAUGCGCUCCUUCUGUUGGACUCGUCAAUUUUAUGUGGUGAAUCAAGAUAAGACCUGGACCGACGCUCAGAAACACUGCAGAGAGAAAUUCACUGACCUGGCCACCAUUGAGAGCCAAGAGGAGAUGAACGCUCUGGUAGCUGUUCUCAAUGGGAAAACGGGCCAUUUCUGGAUUGGACUGAGACAGAAAGAAAAUGCGAACAACACUUGUUUCCAAGGAGCUGCUGCGGGGCUGCCGUCAGGGGGGGUCAACCGGUGCUGGACGUGGUCAGAUGGGAGUAACUUCUCAUACAGCAACUGGAACACUGGGGAACCAAACAACGCUGGCACUGAUAACUGUGGAGAGUCAUGGAGUGAAGAUGGAGGCAAGUGGAAUGAUGCAGACUGCAGUACCUUAAAACCAUCUGUCUGCUAUGAAGACCCUCCUGCAGAGCUUCCACUCAUCCUGAUUAAUCAGACCAAGACAUGGAGAGAAGCUCUGAGAUACUGCAGAGUGAAUCAUGUGGAUCUGGUUUCUGUUCACACUGAGGAAAUCCAGCACUGGGUGGAAACAGCUGUUUAUUAUGCCUCCACUGCUAAUGUGUGGAUGGGUCUGCGUCACACCUGUGCUCAGAGCUUCUGGUUCUGGGUGAGUGGAUCGACUAUCUGCUACCAGAACUGGGCUCCGGGGAACGGGACAGGGGUGGAAGACUGCAGUGGAGGAGAAAGAACAGGAGCGGUGCAGUCUGGGAGUAAGCAGUGGGUCAGUCUGCCAGAGGAUCAGAGACUCAACUUCAUCUGCACUCUUAAGGAGAUCUAGAAGAGGAUGCAGGCUGUUCAGCUGGAUCUCCACAGUUCAGGAUCAUCAUGAUAUUUGGCAGUUAUUUCUUCAUCAUCAUGAUGCUGAUGCCUUCUUUAUCUUUCAAAACACAACAAUUCAGGUUAAGAACACCGAUAUUCAUAUUUUACUGAGGCAGCUCCUUUUUGUGCCAUUGAAGGAAGAGAAAGUGUCAGACUCAUAACAACUUAUUUUCAUCUAAUAUUGUAGCUUUGUAAAUGAUAAAUGUUCUGACUUUAACAAUGUUUAUACACUGUACUUGAGUUAUUACACUGUAUCGUUGAAGUGCCUUUUCUUUUAUCUGUAUGUCUUCUUCUAAACUUUUCCUCUGUGUGUAAUUCAAACAUUUUCAUUCUUAUAAAUUUCUGUAAGACUUUUCAAAGAACACAAACCUUUAAGCCCCUGUUUUACUUAGCGUAGGCUAAAAUAAUGCAUUAUAGGUUUAGUGUAAUGUGCUGUUAGUUUUAUUUCUAUUUUUGAAUUGUAUAAUGUGGGUUAUUGUUCUUUUUGUCUUUGCUCACUUACAUAAAUAAACUGGUGUAGAUUAUUGGCCUGUAUUGAGAGAAUUCCACCUGAGGACAUUAGUAUGAAAGCCCAUUCUCAGCAUGUUGUUUUGAUUUUAAAUAAACUGCUUAAGUAAACUGCCA
Pygocentrus nattereri (red-bellied piranha) is the source of this 1565-nucleotide messenger RNA. RefSeq names its product C-type mannose receptor 2-like. The coding region runs from base 58 to 900 and encodes 280 amino acids. Lineage: Eukaryota; Metazoa; Chordata; Actinopteri; Characiformes; Serrasalmidae. The record is from RefSeq and is a predicted model, not a curated record. The transcript has 7 exons.